GGCCCCGCCCCGGCGCCGGUUCUGACGUCACCCUCUGCGCCGCUAGCCGCGGAAGCAGGAAGUGGGACCACAACAAAGGAGCGGCGGCCGGGAACGGACCUACCUGGCCUCGUCUCCUCGCCGCUAGCCCCCAGGCCCGGCCGCCAACUCCCCCAGCCGUCCGACCAUGUCCACCAUGGAGAAACACCUGUUCAACCUGAAGUUCGCGGCCAAAGAACUGAGCAGGAGUGCCAAAAAAUGCGACAAGGAGGAAAAGGCCGAAAAGGCCAAAAUUAAAAAGGCCAUUCAGAAGGGCAACAUGGAAGUGGCGAGGAUACACGCCGAGAACGCCAUCCGCCAGAAGAACCAGGGCGUGAACUUCCUGAGAAUGAGCGCGCGCGUCGAUGCGGUGGCCGCCCGAGUGCAGACGGCGGUGACCAUGGGCAAGGUGACCAAGUCCAUGGCCGGCGUGGUCAAGUCGAUGGACGCGACGCUGAAGACCAUGAACCUGGAGAAGAUCUCCGCCCUGAUGGACAAGUUCGAGCACCAGUUCGAGACGCUGGACGUCCAGACGCAGCAGAUGGAAGACACGAUGAGCAGCACGACCACGCUGACCACUCCCCAGAACCAGGUGGACCUGCUGCUCCAGGAGAUGGCCGACGAGGCGGGCCUCGACCUCAACAUGGAGCUGCCGCAGGGCCAGACCGGCUCCGUGGGCACCAGCGUGGCCUCGGCCGAGCAGGACGAGCUGUCCCAGAGACUGGCCCGCCUGCGGGACCAGGUGUGAGGCGGGCCGCGCCCAGCGCCCAGGUGUGCCGCGCAAAUGCUCUCUGAGAAGAUACGCGCCUUGGAAUGUGCCGCCCUGGAAUGUGCCGGAAGCUGAGACGCCCUUCCGACUGCCUUUGGGUUUACAGCAUUGAGAAUUCCAGUCUUUCUUCGCCCUUAACUGGAUCUUCAAGUUCUGUAUCGCUUGUGAUGAUUUGUAUUUUUAUACCUGCCUUUUAACAGGACUCGUUGAAUUGGUGUAUAUGGAUCUUGAGAAUUCGAUCUGAAUUGUAGCUCCCACAUACUCAGUUUCGCAUUUAAAAUUAUCAGAGUGAAGGGGUUUUGUUUUAGUGUGAUUGGUGAUACAUGGAUGACAGGUGGUACAUAAAAAUUGAAGAAGAGGGGCCGGGGAUUUAGCUCAGUGGUUCCGCAGCCUGCCUUGAAAGCACAAGGUUCUGAGUUCGAUCUCCGGUACCAAAAAAAAAAAAAAUUGAAGAGAACUGGCUAUUUAGCUUGGUUUCCUGCUGUAAACACUUCCUGCGGCUUACUCAGUGGACGGUGGUGUCUCUGUAUAGCCUUUAUUUUCCUUUGUUUUUCUUUGUGUUUGCCAUCAAAACAACUGCAAUUAAACUGCUGAUUCGUUCUCCUUUUACUACAAUUACCUUAGGAAAUUUUUCACUAAUACUCACUGUUUACGUUCUGUAAGUUUUUCAUGUGAUGAGAGUUUGUGUACCUGAAAAAAAAGCCACGUAACUUCAUUUAUUACCAGGAAAAAUUAAAUGUGUUCACUUAUAUUUUCUAUUUACUAAGUAGAGUUUUUAAAAAGUCUUAGAAGGUUUAACAUUGGGCAAUUUCUAGCUAUUUUCCUAUGUCAACACUUUUAAGUAGGCUCCUUAUAGUGUGUUAAUUAGCAUGGCAUUCGUAUUACACACCUAACAUUGCCAAAGAAUUGUUGAUUGCUUUGGGGAAACCCCGGGACAGUGUGUUUAUGGGUUUUGUUUUGAUUUUACCAACCAAAAACAAAUAAAAUUAGAACUGCAUUUUAAGUUCUAAUUAUUUGCAUUUAUUGUUUUGUCUUCAGCAACGCUUUAGAAAUUUCAAAAAUACAAGUUGGAAUGUUUUUCUUAGCCAUGCAAAUCCUGUAACUUGAAUCUGCAUCCAGCCAGCUUGAAGCCAGGAGGAAGGAGAGUUGGGAUUGGAAGGAAAGACAGCCCAGGCGCAGCUGUACUGCAUCUGUACCCCCUACCCCCAUGGCUGUGCGUGUCUCUGGAUGCUGACGUCAAGCUGUAGCCACCACUUUCCUCAUGGCCACAAAACAUGGAGAGCAGCAGUUUGCUUUUUGCUUGGCAAGUACUUAAGCUUAGUAUGUACUUACAGCUUUCUUAGUCUCGUUCCUUGACUGGCAGAUUUCUCAGAGAAUUCCAGUGUUUGAGAAAGUAAUCCGAUCCCUUCCAAGUUCUUUGAAAGUUUCAUAUCCAUGUGUUCAUCAUUAUAACUUGUUUUCCAGUGUGAAUGAGUGAAGGGAAGAACUAGCAGGUGUAGGCAGCUGAGCACUGCCCAGCAUCUCUGGAGGGCCCUGUGGCAGGCAGCCACAUGUGCAGAGACAGCUGUGUGGGUGCAACCCUGUGUCUUAGGCCUCUUGGAUUGGAAAACUUCAUCACAACCAGCAAAAUAGCUUAGCGGCAACUCCUUUGAUAAUUGAAGACCCUUUUAUAAUGCAAAUAUUCCCAUCAGAAUCUAUUUUGCGAGAUGAAACAAUGCUUGUAUAUGCUUGAACUUUCUUAAAAUAUGUUCAUUUCAAUACUAUAUGAAUGUACAUUUUUAUGAAUCAAAUGUUUUCAAAAGCACUACAGGCCCAUGGAUUAUUUCCUUCUUUUUGGACUUGAUGCAUUGUUGAAAUGAAAAUUACAGAAAUGUAUUAAAUAAAUCAAUUUAAGCUGCAUGUUACUGCAAAUUA
Heterocephalus glaber (naked mole-rat) is the source of this 2701-nucleotide messenger RNA. It is a transcript of the gene Chmp1b, whose product is annotated as charged multivesicular body protein 1B. Lineage: Eukaryota; Metazoa; Chordata; Mammalia; Rodentia; Bathyergidae. The record is from RefSeq and is a predicted model, not a curated record. Gene Ontology annotation, biological process: vacuolar transport.